GAGACAGGCAUUGUGUACACGGUGCAAUUUGCCAGCUACGCAGCCGGUGGAGUAGUUGCAGGCGCAAGCUGCUCAUUCCACGUGCGAUGUGUCCGAUGCGUGGUGCUGCCCGAGUUCGAUCCGGGAGCGCUUUUCCUGGUGGUAAAUCGGCAACAAGCUUUCCAACCUACAGUAGACCGGCCGCAUUACUGCGAAGAGUUCCAUCAGUAGCUCAGUGGAGAUAUGUCCACUUUACAAGCAGCAGAAGCAGGAGACUCAGGUUCAAUCCCGCGUUUGGAAGCCUUUUACUCGCUUGUGGGACUGGCGUUGUCAUCCCUCGGAUACCUUCUCGUGGGUCCAGCACCUUUCCUUCACAGCACUCGAUAAGCGACCAGAUCAACGCGAGCCCCGGCUGCGUUCAAGCACUACCGUUCAUCAUGAGUGCGCCCGUGGUCUCAGACAUGCCAAGACGCGGAGAGCGGCAGGUCUUCCAAAAGGCCUCCUCCGAGCGCCUCCAGAACGACGACUUUUCCGGAGAAAAGAGUGCCACGAAGCGGACGUUUCCUUGGUACGGAUCCUCGACGAGAGUCGAACCUGCACAGUCGUCGAAGGGUGCUCCAGAGGGAUGUCUGCAGAGGCUCAAGAAGGACGCGUGGCUCUUCCCGCUGGUGUACUGCGAGUUCUGGAUUUCGGCAGCCUUCUCGCUCUUCCAGCCUUUCUUUCCUGUACUCGCUUCGUCAAAAGGUCUGGACGCCUGGAAGUACGGAUUUGUUUUUUCAGCGAUGAAGCUUUCUAUGUUCCUUGGAUCUCUCUUCGGGGACAAAUUUAUGGCUGCUACGUCUCCGGUAACUUGUUAUCUGUUGGGUCAAGGCGGUUUUUUUCUGUUUACUAUAGCAUUUGGGUGUUUGUACUGGGCACCAGGCGGUAACGUUCUCCUUGGUCUAUCCAUUGCGUUGGUGACUAUUGGAGGCUGUACAAACACAUUGUACCUCGUCAGCAUGUUCGCCGUCUUCACAACGCGCUUCCGGAACAACACAGGGUAUAUCGUGGCGUUCCUGGAGUUCCUGUGGGGAUCAGGCAACAUGGUGGGUUCCGCCAUCGGUGGAGCACUCAUUGACGUAUGGGCCUUUCCCCUUCCCUUCUUCGUGCUGGGCACCAUCACGAUACUGCUAUUUCCUGUGAUUUGGAGUAUGGGUUCUAAACUUAACAGCGUUGGAGGAGAGGUGGCGUCCGAAGAGUGCGCAGAUCUACCUCACCUCAAUUACAACAAAUUCUUUCGAGAUCCAGAGUUUUUGGUGGCCAUGAUAUCACUCAUGCUGAGUUGGAUUAUGCUAGGCUUCAACGAACCCACUUUGGAACCUAGUCUCAGAGAUUUUAAUCUGACCAGCACUGGUACUGGCGAAGUGUUCACGGCGCAGUUUGCCAGCUAUGCAGUAGGAGGAAUAAUCGCUGGCACAAUGUGCGCUUUUGAUCUGGAAUUAUUCUACGUAGUUCUGGGAACUUCAUUCUCUGCAAUGGGCUACUUACUGGUUGGGCCUGCACCAUUCAUGCAGCACAUUCGAAAACUUUGGGUGGUCUACAUUUCACAGGUUCUCAUGGGACUAGGGAUGUCCGCUCAGUUCAUUUGCGGAUACUGCCGCGGGCUCAAACUGGUAGAAAUUCGAGGAUACCCGGAUAGCAUUCGCUCCAGCGGCUUUGUAUCAAGUUCAGUGUUCACCUUCGCGGUUUUUGGAUCCAUGGUGGCACCUCCUGUCGCUGGCUACUUGGUUGAUACAUUUGGCUACAGAAACGCAACGAUGGCAAUGUUUGGACUAUUAGUGGCCUGGCUGCCUGUCCUGCUUGUGUUAUGGUUGAAAUCGAUGUUUUUCGCCCACAAAUCACGAAAGUUCAUAAUGUGACGAACGCACUUUAAUGCAGAGCCUUCCUACUUUUUAAGAGUUUUGUAAGAUUUAGUUAAGCCAGUCACUUAAAAGGUCAGGGCAUUUUACUUCCUUUUUGUUUACUUAGUUCGCUUCACAUUUUAUUUUAAUAUUGUUGCUAUGAAAACACAAAUAUCAAAACGGCAUAAAAUCUGAAAUUAAUAUUUUGCUUUUUUUUCUCCUCCAGAUAAUAAUGCGUUUUAUUAGCUUCUAAAUUACAGAUAUCGUAUAUUUUAUGGGCCCCAAUAUUACGUCAAGCGUGCGUAGCUCUGUUUUGAUUUUGCUUUUGUAAAUACUUAUCACUUUGUGAACUUGUGCUCUUCGCUUGUAAUAUUUUGCCGUGUCAGAAUAUUUAGACAUGAGAUUAUGCCCUUUGUAAGGGAAGUACAACCGGAAUAAAUAGAGCAAAACAAAGGCA
Molecule: messenger RNA, 2316 nt
Organism: Ixodes scapularis (black-legged tick)
Lineage: Eukaryota; Metazoa; Arthropoda; Arachnida; Ixodida; Ixodidae
Product: MFS-type transporter SLC18B1
Exons: 16
Coding region: 87-1877 (596 amino acids)
Biological process (GO): transmembrane transport
Molecular function (GO): transmembrane transporter activity
Source: RefSeq, a predicted model, not a curated record